AUGUUAUCAGAGGCUAGUGACCAGACUUCGUCAAACACAUCAUCAACAACAACUAUUGCUGGUAAUAACAUUAAUAACUUACCGAUUGUUCCGCUUUUCAAAAGUGAAACAACUCAUCUACACAUUCGAAGUGAACUACCACAACGAAAGAAAAUGUUUGGUGGCUCAGGUGAAACAAGUCCCAAACAAUUUUUGGAAUCAUCCACAACAUCGCAGAGGGUGAAAAUUGCUCAUGGCAACACACCGACACCAGAAGGUACGACAGUUGAUCGAACUUUUGGUGUUGUUGGGUCCAAAUGGGGAGGUAAAACGACAUUUCUAAGUCAUCUACGACAGUUGUAUGGAAAAAAGUAUUCGAUCAUUGAUAAGGCAUCACUUGGGGAUCGCAUCCGAGGAUCCAUUCUUAAAUCUUUUGUUAAUUUAUUAGGAGCAACAACUUAUUUUUUGGAACAGGAAGAGUUUUUGGUGGAACAUCACGAAAAAGUUACUGAAUAUUUAUUGAACUACAAGUUCACAAAGGAGCUCAAGAGUAGCAGUAGCAACACAGCAACAAAUCCAGAACCAAGGAGCAAAAUUGAUGAAAUGAGGCAAUUAAAAUUAGCCUUAAAAAGUAUGCCACUUUCAUCCACAGAAUUUAAUGACAUUAAGAGCGAAGUGAUAGAGUAUUUUGAAUCUCAAAAGGCAGAUUUGCACGGAUUGGGGCUAAAUCAAAGUAAUAUGGCACGAGCAUUGGAAUAUGUUGAGAAAUUGUGGAAAGACAAGCUUAUUCAACUUGUUUAUACGCGCUACAAUCAUAGACAUCAUGUUCUACAAGUUCUUACUAACCUCGAUUAUUGGAUGAAUCAUUCCAGUUUUGUCUUUGGAGCAAAAUUUACUCCUAGGUCAAAAGAUAUUCUUCGAUAUCACGAUUUACAACAGGGUAUUGAAUCAAGCAAUGUGUAUUCUGUACAUGGAGUAACCUUUGUUGGUAUGGACAUCUCCAAACUCGACAAGAUCACUCACGUUUUUAACCUUCAAACCGAUAUAAUUUUUGUGAUAGGCCUUAACGACUAUGAACUAAUUGAUGAAAAUGGAGAAAAUAGAUUGGAAGUUUGUGUUUCACAAUUUCGAAGGAUUUGUGAAAUGAUCAAAACUCACUUUUUAGAACAUCAAUCACCGCUCAAACGUCUGACAUUGGUUUUGAAUAAGUUCGAUACAUUUAUGCAGAAAGCCAAAUCGUCCACAGAUACCUUUUUACGGUUAGAACUGAAUCAUCCAGAAAUAUUUACCUAUUACGGUACAACGAUUGGAACAGCAGCUCAUGUCAUUCGUGCCAUCAUUGAUUAUUUUGUAAAUAUUUAUGACUCUUAUUUUAGAGACAUUAGAAACUUUCCACUUUCCAUCAAACAAGUUAACAAAUUCAGACUCACCUCACCCUCACUCAACAACUCUGUACUCAAUGUAUGUGUAACCUCUGCCCUAGAUCGAACGAAUAUGGAAGACUUUUGGAACUUUAUUCUCACUGGAUACCAAGGAAUUGAGCAACGAGCUUACAGCAGUUGCGGGUCAUGGAUACCGUUUCGAAUGUGUCGAUCUUCCCUCCAUACACAAUAUGGAUCUUCUUAUUUGAAUUGGGGAGAAACAAUCUAUCUAUCGACAAAAGAUUUUGGAGGCUUCCAAUUUGCAGUGCAUGACAUGAUUUUGGAAACAAAAUGUCCUGAACUUGCGAAAAUGGUAGAACGAGAGAAAUCUAAUGGUCUCAAUCCUAACAGUGAAAAUUCCAAUAUAACGUCCAUAUCUAUUAAUUUAUUAACAUUUGAGGAAAUGGCAGAGAUUAUAAGAAGAAUGUAUGACGGUUGUUAUAUCGAUCUUGUGACCUUUCGAAAAAUGUAUCACAAACUCAAAGUUGUAGAACUUUCUGACAAAGAAAAAUCAAAAAACAAACCAAAGAUCAUUAUGAAAGCAUUAUCCAAGUUAAAGAAAUUCAAGAAGUCAGAACAAUUUCGCUUCAACACGAGUAAUCCCUUUGAGUUGGUCGAUUACUCAAUGCUUUUCGAAGAAAAUCAGUCUAUCUUACCAGAGCUGUAUGACAUUUUACUAUUUCAUCAAAAUGGAUCUCUUAAAGGAUACAAAUUCAUGCUUUCUGUACAUCUUCCUGGAUUCGUUCUUGAAAGAAAUUAUCAUGUGUUGGUUCCAUAUUUCAAAAUCUCAUCCUAUCAGAAUGUUCUUAGAAUGUUAAAUCAUGUGAAGAAUAUUGAAAUUAGAAAUUGGGAUGAUCUCGUAGAAAUGAUUUACAUUUCCAAAAUGUGGAAAUUCGAUGAUAAUUCUUUGCUUGUGGAGAGAUUGAAAGGAUUGCUGCGGCAUAUUCUGUCACCUGAGAAUGUUUUUCAAUUGAUUCCUUACUUCUCAAAGGAUUGUAUUGACUUUUCCACACUUCCUGAACAUGCAACUCGAUUGUCCAAAAAGAAGUGGACACUCCUCGAUCGGCUUCCUUCUGAUUGCAUACAUCAUAUUUCUUCAUUCCUUUAUGGAGCCUUCAAGACGAAUCCAUCCAACUCUCUAAUUGAUCAAGAUUACUUGAGCUUUAUUUGCAGUCUGGGCCACACUGCUUUCUUCACCUUCCUUGCUAACAUACCACAAACAAGUUUGAAGCAAUUUGUUUGGAAAACAAAACAUACUGAUUUUUCUCUUUUCUUGCGAGAGUGCCAGCUGUUCGUGGAGAAACACCACCUCAAAUAA
Molecule: messenger RNA, 2718 nt
Organism: Naegleria fowleri
Lineage: Eukaryota; Heterolobosea; Eutetramitea; Acrasida; Naegleriidae
Exons: 1
Coding region: 1-2718 (905 amino acids)
Biological process (GO): adenylate cyclase-modulating G protein-coupled receptor signaling pathway
Cellular component (GO): heterotrimeric G-protein complex
Molecular function (GO): GTPase activity; G-protein beta/gamma-subunit complex binding; G protein-coupled receptor binding
Source: RefSeq, a predicted model, not a curated record